AUGGCCCAGCAGCGAGCUGAGCUCUCCCGGCUCCUCAGAAACGCCGCACGCAGCGCGGAGCCUUACCCCCGUGCGCCUCCUCCUCCUCCUCCUCUCCUCAACCCCGCCAGGCCGGCGCCAUUUUGGGCACCCCGCCGCCAUUUUGUGGGCGGGCGCUGCCCGGGGCCCAAGCCGCUGUCACGGGGCUGCCAUGGCAACGCCGCCCGCCCGGCACGGCCCGGCCUCGCCUCCAUGAGGGGGAAGCGGGCGCUGGGGCCGUGGCUGGUGAUGGCGGGCGCCCUGCUGGUGCUGCUCGGCCUCAUCGGGGGCUCGCAGGUGUUGAAAGCAUUUGAUUACUUCUAUCCUUCGAAGGGACAGCAACAGAUGUACAAGCUGGACAUAAGCUGGCCUAAAAUUCCAGAGUAUUUCACUGGCCAAACGUUUUGUGUUGCUGUUGAUUCUCUUCAUGGUUUGGUCUACGUGGGACAAAGGGGAGAUGAUGUACCAAAGGUACUUGUAUUCUCAGUGGAAGGCUAUUUUCUUUACUCCUGGAAUGAUACAGUUGAAAUGCCUCAUGGUAUCUUUGUAUUAAACACCGCAACUGAUAGUUCAGUAUGGAUCACAGAUGUUGGAGCAGGAAAGUACGGGCACACCGUGAAACAGUACAGCCCUUCUGGUAAACUUCUGCAAAUCUUGGGCACGCCAGGGAAUGCAGGUUCAAGUUUGAAUCCAAUACAAUUUGAUCAACCAGCAGAGAUUUUUGUAGAGGAAAGUGGAGAUAUGUAUGUUGUGGAUGGAGAUGGAGGAAUGAAUAACAGACUGCUCAAACUGUCCACAGAUUACAAAGAGAUCUGGCUGAGUGGAGAAAAUGGGACCGGCAUUGGCCAGUUCAAGAUUCCUCACAGCGUGACAGUGGAUUGUUAUGGAAGGGUAUGGGUUGCAGACAGAGACAACAAAAGAAUCCAGGUUUUUGAUAAAGUGACAGGGGAAUGGCUGGGGGCGUGGAGUAGCUGUUUCUCAGAAGACGGACCCUAUUCUGUCAGAUUUACUUCCGAUUACAAGUAUCUGAUUGUAGCUCAGAUGAAUAUCAACCGUUUGGCAAUCUUGGCAGCACCACCAGUUGGCAUUAUUGGGGACUGUGCUAUAGUCAACGCAAUCCAGCUGGCAGAUGAAACCAAGCCACACCUUGUAGAUAUAGACAUGAAGAGUGGAGCAAUCUAUAUUGCAGAGAUUGGAGCCCAGCAAGUACAAAAAUACGUACCCAUAAGCUGAUGGCUUCCCACAACAACCAUGGCACAAGCUCUAUGACAUGUGAGACCUAUGACCGCAUUUUCCUGAUUUUUUUUUUGUGGCUUGUGUUUCUUUAGACAAGCACAGAACAUUGUGCUCCCAAAAGUCUAGGGCUAAGAAUCUGCCCUAGCUGCAGUUCUGGAGAAGUACUUGGUCUUGAUCUGUUAAUCAUUUUAGCAAUGCAAUGAUGGCUUUUGCUUUUGUUGCUGGGAAUUUGAAAAUGACUUUGUGUCUUAAUUUUAUAAAAUUUUGUAAACACAGCUGCUGUUCUUCAAUGUGUAGGGCGUCAUCUUGAGGCUCUUCUAAUUCGCCUGUGUGCAUUGGUAAGUGAAGGUCAGGUCUUGUCUGAAGGAAGUGUAUAAAUGAUUGAUUUCCUGGUAAUCAGACACCUCAUUUUAAUGUUUCUUCAGUUGUUUUUUGGAAGUCUGUGCUGACGCUGCCCAACACUGAAUACAGGGAUGCAUUAUGGUGUUGAAUAAGACACUGCUGGAUACCGUGUCAGUGCUGAUGCUGGCAUCUCCCUUCAGUGGCUAAUGACACUGCAGUGAAAUCAAAGUUUCCAGUUUCAGCUAAAGCAGUCAAGUCUGUAACAGGCUACAGUUAACUUGAUCUCAGGCAUGUCAAACUAAAUUAGAUGUGCACAGCAGCCAAGUACUGAUUCUUAACCAUGUCAGUUCUUAACCUGAUCUGAUUUAUAUCAGGAUGAGUUUCUGUUCAUCAGGAUUUCAUAGUGGAACAUAUCAAAGUUUAACUAAUUUAAGUUCCUCAUGGAAAACAAAUCUGAAUUUCCUAGGAAAAACUCUUAAUUGGCAUUAGGGGCCUAGGAGACACAUGAUUUUCUGCCAGUGCUCCAUUUCCAGUCUGGAGUCGUUUCAUUUUCUUUACAGGUUGCUACAAAAUUUUAAGUUCACUUAUAUAGUAUAGAGGGAGUACAUGAGUACAUGUAACAAUAGUUACAUGAAAGGGAUGGAGAAAAUGGCAUGGCAGAUGACACCAAGGACAGAAAUGACACUUAGAGUGAGUAACUGAGUACUUCUCUAAAGCUGUGCACUCGUAUUCCAUGUUCAUCUAGCUUUUCAAAACAUUUGGGAGGAUUUGUUCUGUUUCCACACAGUAAAACAAGUGUGUGGAAUGAUUUUAAUGGUAAUUACUAGCUAAGGGACACUUUUUUUCUUUUUUACUUCCUUAGAAAGGAAUACAGGAAAUCAAAUUAUUCUGAUGGGGGAUAUCCACAUCAGUGAAUGUUAGCAAAUGCAUCUUUGUCUGGCAGGUUUCAAUCUAAGACCCCAAAAUUUCUGGGUCAGCAGAUGGGAAAACUGUCCAGAAAAGCCAGAUUCAUAUAUUUAGUGGAAUGUAAUUCAGCUGUGAAGCCUGAUGCCCUGAUUUCAGUGCUCUUUGAGAUUAAUGCACCAAAUAUAAAUGCUUUGUUGUUGGCUAUGGCCACAAUAAUAAAGGCAGAUCUAACCUAACUGCCCUUGUGCCAGCCUCAAAGCCAGGACCUCGAGGUUAUACAUGUACACUAGCAAAUACGACCCAUGAUUCACAUGGUGUCGAAUGGAAGCUAAUAAGCAAUAUUUGUUAGCUGAAAAGGCAGCAGUACUUCCUCUAGACCUAGGCAGAUAGGUCCACAUAACUUUGGAGUGUGUAGUGUGGACUUUUUAACUAGGUCACCACUAGCUCAGGGAUCUCUGUGCUUUGUGCAAUUUAGCUAUUUGUCACCUUCAGAAGGUGGAUUUCUUUGUAAAAAUGUUACCAAAAUAUCUUUAUAUAUAUGAACAUAUCUUGGUGGCUUAAGGGAUUCAGGCACAUUGAUUAUUCCUCGUCACAUCUCAUCCUUAUUUAUUUUGUCUUUGUCACAUCCAUUUGAAAGAGAACUAGAAACUCUCUGGGAACAUGUUUCUGUUUUCUCUGAAGGAGUGGUGCACUUGUGGAUGUUGACAAGUAAGUUAUACAAGUUUCUGUUUGCUGCAGGGAUGUGUUGCCAAGUCUAUGUUUAUGGGGGCUGUGCAGCCCCUAGAAAUGGGGAAUAUUCAUACAGUUUUGUCUGAAUUUACUGAAAUAGGCCACGGUGCCAAAAAAUGCCUUACACUUGGGAAUUGGGUAUCUGCUAAGAAGGGAAGUAUAUAGUAUGAGAUGCUCAGACUCCUUUUCACCUUAGUGUCUGUGGCCAAACUGAGAAAAUGAUUGAUUUGUGCACUAACUUUCUAAUUCUGUGAGGCUUUUCUUAUGUAUCAUUCUGAAACUGAUCUCUGAAAGAUUGUGUAAUAGGAUAACUUGGUAAAAUAAAUUGAGAAUUUUUCAUUAUAAAA
This is a messenger RNA of Anas platyrhynchos (mallard), 3578 nucleotides long. RefSeq names its product NHL repeat containing 3 (gene NHLRC3). The record is from RefSeq and is a predicted model, not a curated record. NCBI's taxonomy places the organism in Eukaryota, Metazoa, Chordata, Aves, Anseriformes, Anatidae. Gene Ontology annotation, molecular function: protein binding.